Messenger RNA from Prunus armeniaca (apricot), 627 nucleotides. The record is from the annotation of a GenBank genome assembly. NCBI's taxonomy places the organism in Eukaryota, Viridiplantae, Streptophyta, Magnoliopsida, Rosales, Rosaceae.
AUGCCAUUAUCUGCACUGAUGUCUCCAAAGAAGAUAACUAGAAGCAAUACCAUGGCUUCCCAAGACGGACCAAACCAUGAUAACUCGGAAUUAAGCUCAGUCUCCAAGCUAAGCGAAGAAAACGAAAGACCUCCCCAAGAGGAAUUUGCUGCUGCCGGAAAGGGUUCUGAACAAAAGGGGUCAUCUUUUGUCACCCAAGAUGUCAUUGCCAUGCUAAAGAAUGAGCUAAGCCGAAACCAGGAGAAUUGGAAGUAUGUUCCUCAGCCACCGUAUCCAUCAAGCUUACUCCAACAGCCGUAUGCUAAAGGCUAUGAGGCACCAAGCUUAGUCUUUUUUUAUGGAAGAAAAGGAAGCCCAAAAGAGAAUGUCAACCGAUUCAUUGAUGUUUUGGGACCACAUGCUGAUUUAGCAAGCAGAUUCUGUAAGAAAUACUUCCAGCAUGAGGAAAGAGUUACUACCACUCAACUCAACAGCACCUGCCAAAAGCAUGUGGAAGUUCCCGUGGACUUCAUGCGUAGGUUCCGGGACCUGGCUCUAGAUUGCUAUGAUGAUAAGGAUAAUGAAGCACUUGUUGAAAUUUGUAUCAGCAACAUCGUGGCAGAUUACAAAGUAUUUGGAGAAUAUUAG